Messenger RNA from Triplophysa dalaica, 2267 nucleotides. RefSeq names its product kelch-like family member 36 (gene klhl36). The transcript is spliced from 5 exons. Bases 111 to 1985 code for a protein of 624 amino acids. Gene Ontology annotation, molecular function: cullin family protein binding. The record is from RefSeq and is a predicted model, not a curated record. Lineage: Eukaryota; Metazoa; Chordata; Actinopteri; Cypriniformes; Nemacheilidae.
CAAAUACUGCCCGGAUGUGACAACUUUAGCUUCACUCUGACACGAUCCAAAUAACUUGUUUAUGGUGAUUAAAAGUAAACACGGGGGAAGAAUGAGAAAAUGAUGACAUAAUGGACAGUGGGAAGCAAAGUCGUCCUUCAUGCCAACACAGAAUAAGUGAAUCAUCAAAGGUGUAUCGAUGGGCAGACCAGGCUAACUACCUCCUUCAAGGUUUGAAUGAGCAAAGGCAGCAUGGCCAACUCUGUGACGUUGUUUUGGUGGCCGACAACCAACGGCUUCCUGCACAUCGGGCUUUGCUUGCGGUGUCAAGCCCCUACUUCCAGGCUAUGUUCACCCUGGGAAUGCGAGAGAAACAUGAAGCCGAGGUAGAGCUGGUGGGCGUCUCGUACGUUGGCGUGAAAGCAGUAGUAGAUUUUCUGUAUAGCAGUGAGCUACCUCUUGAUGGUGGAAACAUUGACUACGUCUUGGAAACUGCCCACAUGCUGCAGGUGUGGCAAGCUGUGGACUUCUGUUGCCAGUACAUGGAAAAAGAAGUACGCGAAGACAAUUACCUGUACCUGCAGGAGCUCGCUGUCCUCUAUAGUCUGGAUAGACUAGACACUUUCUUAGACUGCUUCAUAUUAGAUAAUUUCGCAACGCUCUCCGUCACACCUGACUUCCUGCAGGACGUGCGGUUGCCCAAGCUUUGUGCCUACCUGGCAAAUGAGCGGGUGCAGCAUGAAAACGAGCAGGCUCUUUUAAGUGUUGCUUUGCAGUGGCUAAGCCAAAGCCCUGAACGUCUGGCGUUCACCGAACAGCUCCUCUCCAACAUUCGUUUUUCCCUCAUCCCACCCGAAGAACUCAUAGGCAGCGUACUGCCAGCCGUAGGAUCCCUGCUGCAUUCGGACAGAUGCUGCGACGCUUUAGUAGAGGAGGCGCUGGGCUACCACGCGCGACUCAGCGCCCAACCUGUGCUGCAGACGGCACGCACGGGCCUCAGAGGAGGAGUGGAGCGUCUUCUGUUAGUGGGCGGGGAGGUGUCUGAACGUGGAGAGGAACUGAGUUCCGAGGUGUGUUGGCUGGAUGAAGAAGCAGGAAAGUGGGUUGUUGAGACCGAGCUGCCGGCCCAGCGGAGUCACCACUGCGUUACAGUUCUGGGGGGAUUCAUCUUCACCGCAGGGGGGAGCUCCUCACGAGACAAUGGAGGAGAUUCUGCUAGUAACUUGCUUUAUCGAUAUGACCCCCGAAGCAACCUGUGGGUUAAGGGGGCGCCUAUGAACCAGCGACGUGUGGAUUUCUUUUUGGGAACCAUGGGCGACUGUCUUAUAGCUGUUGGAGGACGCAAUGAGAAUGGUGCAGUGUCUUCUGUAGAGAUGUACCAUCCGGCGGAGGACUACUGGACCUAUGUAUCAGGAUUGCCCAGAUUCACAUAUGGCCACGCCGGGACCAUUCACAAGGGUGUAGUUUACAUCUCAGGCGGCCACGAUUACCAGAUCGGCCCGUACAGACGUGACAUGCUGAGUUACGAUCCUAAAAUCGGGGACACGUGGACUGAGAGACAGGCGAUGGUCUUGGCACGGGGUUGGCACUGCAUGGCAUCUCUGGAGGACAAGAUCUAUGUCAUCGGGGGCAGUGAUGACCACGAGGACAGGAUGGAGCGUUUUGACGUUUUGGGGGUGGAAGCUUUCGACCCACAGACUGAUCAGUGGACCAAAAUCGCCCCUAUCCUGUACCCUAACAGUGAGGCAGGCGUAGCGGUCUUAGAUGGGAAGAUCUAUGUACUGGGAGGGUACACCUGGGAGGCCAUGGACUUUUCUGAGGGAACUCAAGUUUAUGUUCCAGACAAGGGCCAGUGGGUGUUGGGUCCGAACCUGCCGAAACACAUUGCUGGAGCUUCGGCGUGCGUGUGCCUUGUGAGAUCACAGCAGACCAACAGCAUUGAAGAGAAGACAUCAGGACACAAAGAAAGAGACAAACAGAAUUCCAGCCAAGUUCAAGGAAGGUGAUUUGAUUUUCGUCUUGUUUUCAACAUGAUUGAAGGCCCUGAAGAUUCAAAACAGUUUAUUCAAACUGUUUUGUGCGCCGCAUGAAUUGUUCUAGACAGGUAUUGAAUCCGUUGGCAUAAUCUUGAUGCUAUUGGCUGCUUCUGUUUCAAAAAGUGGACAUCUAUUGUUGUGAUAGGUCAACUAAAUGACAGUACUAACCUUGUAUUUUAGUUGCAUUUUGUUACCUUUCAGGAGUUCCUCCUUUACUAAAAUAAAACAUCCGGAGGUGACCGUUUUACUGUA